Molecule: messenger RNA, 6196 nt
Organism: Centropristis striata (black sea bass)
Lineage: Eukaryota; Metazoa; Chordata; Actinopteri; Perciformes; Serranidae
Product: transcription factor 20
Exons: 6
Coding region: 173-2986 (937 amino acids)
Biological process (GO): regulation of transcription by RNA polymerase II
Cellular component (GO): nucleus
Source: RefSeq, a predicted model, not a curated record
GAUAUCAGAGUAGUGUGUUCCUGGAAAGUGUGUGGAUCUUUAUUUAAUUUGGGACUUUUUGUCUUUGUAGAUGUAUUAGGAUUCGUUAGAGUAGAUGAGUUGUUGAAAGAGAUGCAGGGUGGGACGGAUUCUUAACUGGACGUUUUAAAACGAUCUCUCCCGUCCGGUUGUUAUGGAGCAGCCACCUGGGAACUUGGAUGAUCUACAGCCUCAAGACCUCUCCACCUCCAGCAUCCCCACUGUGAUUGACCUGACCAGGAAAGACCAGGAAUGUGUCUUUACCAGCACGUCCCUCGAUGGCCUGCGGUUGGUCAAGAGCCCUGGCUGGUACCCAAACUCAGGGACCAGCAACCCGGGAUUACCCUUCACAGAGACUGGAUCCGAGGACACCACUAUCCAAUCAGGGGAUCAAAUUCAACCAGACAAUGCCUUCUCCCACACUACAGUCACCCUCUCCUACGUGAGCAGGUCUCACGUUUUCUCCACCCAUGACUCCUUGUCUCGACAUUCGCCUCUGUAUGGUGUACCACCGAUAAGCAAGUUGUCACUCCACCCUCCGUGUGGCUCAGAUAAAGGGCUUGGGGAGACUGGCUAUGCACUGAACCAGCAUUAUUUGGAGCAGGUUGAUGGGCCUGUGGACCUCGCCACUCAGACAGAAUUUUUUGAGUCAUUGUCUCAGGCUCAGGUAGGACCAGAGAACGAUGACGGUGUAUGUCUCACAGAGGAGCCUCAGGAGGUCAAUGGUGAUGUCAUUUCCAGCGACGAAAAGGAACACAGCCUUUCUGGGGAAAAGAGCGGGGGCUUGGAGAAUGGACAGGUCUGUUUGAGUCCAGGAGCGUGUGCUGAAUCCUCACCAGAGACCCCGCCCCCUGCUAAAGGCGAGGAGGUGCUCUUUCUCAUGUCUAAGGACCCAGCGGUCGUCCCGGACAGCGUGGCUGCUAAAGACCUGUGUUCACUAAGCAGGGAGUACAUCAGUCCUCUUGAGGACCCCGUCUCCCCCUCUGCUACCUCAUUGGACGAUGUGGAGGAUGUGUUCAUCCUGCCUCAGGCCUCCAGCUCUCCCAGCGGUGACAACUCUUAUCUCGGGACGGCUGACGAGGUUGAGUGGGAGGCCUCGAGGACAGAGGCAGCCCUUCAGCCAGGCUCUGGCAUCAAUGAUAGCACAAGGUUAGAUUCAAACGCUGAAAAUACACAGCCUAUCCAUAGACGGAAGGCAGUGUUGGAGCCUUUAAUUGACUUGACUGAUGAUGUUUCAGAAGGUUCGGAACCCAAGACUGUAAUUUCUCACGUGAACGGUAACGCAAAGGCACUACAGAGAACUUUACACGAAAGAAAACUGCCAGUGCGGUCAGGCAGAGGGAUGCGCUUAGAGGCUAUAGUUAUGAAUAUAAAUUCAAGCCGGUAUAAAGUGUCAGGUCGUAUACGCACCAAUAAGAAGGCAAAUGCUUCCAAAUCAACAGCUAGUGGUUCUAAAUUGACCAGUCCGAAGAGGAAUAACACCAUGUCAGAAGGAAAAAGGAAAAGCAGAGCGAAAUCGCAUUUCUCAGUGAAAAGGAGACAGAAAGCUUCAAUGAAAAGGGGUAAAACUAAUAACAUUAACACUCAUAGUCGCAAAGACUCUACCUCUGAUUCCGAAAUCAAUAAUUCUAAAAAGUCUAAUGGCAGCACACCCUCAAAAAGCCCUCAGUCUGCUGUGCACAAGAAGUCAAAGAAGGAGCCAGAGGAUGUUUCGCAGCCUAUACACUCACCACAGACUCCUGCAAAGUCAAAGAGGAAACCCUCGUCUUCACAGUCUCCAAGAAACUCAAAGGAGCCACAGCAUUCUUCUCCCCCUGACCCCCCAGUGGAAAAUCAUACUGCAAAAACUUCACCACCGUCAUCAAAAUCUCCAAAGAAAAGCCAAGGCAAGGCCAAAGGCAAGGCUACAGGUAGCAAGACGUCUCCCACUGCCAAGACGAAAAGGGCCGCCACUUCCAAGAGGAGGCAGAAGAAACGUGUGUGGAGCCAGCCUUUGUCCAUAUUCUCCCCCAAGGAGCCGGAGAUCAAGUUGAAGUACAUAAACUACAAAGAAGAGAAAAGGGACUUUAGGUUGGACGGUUUUUCUCCAUUCAUCCGCAUGCAGCGCCAGCAGCUGUCUUCACCACUGUGCACUGUCAUCAACUACCCCGAGGAGGCAGGAACGCAACACAAGAAGGGCCAGCAGCAGCAGCAGGCUCACCCCUCCGGCUUCAUCUCUGCUGUUGUACCCAGCACUUCCUGUCUGCAGCUGGGCCGGGCGUCCACACACAGCCAGCACCAGCGCGCUCUGGUCUGCUGCCUGUGUGGGCAGGCGGCCAACGCCAUGGAUUUGGGGGACCUGCACGGCCCCUAUUACCCCGAAGGGUACAAGCCAAGCGCCAAAAGACCAGCCAGCACGUCGGGCCUCAAGCAGGACGAGGAAGACUACAGCGACUCCGACUCGUCCUCGUCCUGCAGCGUCAGAGGUAGGGGCAGGAAGAGUGCCGUUCCUCCCACGCAGAGGCCCCUCAGGGCAGGAGCUCUGCCCAAGCAGAAGGGCCUCCUGGAGAGCCACCGGUGGAGCACGGACGGUACCGGCAGCCCCGCGGCUAAGCGGGCUCGGACAGACGCUGCUUAUGCUGAUGUAGAGGACUGGUACAGCCCUCCUGUGCUGCCUCUGGAGCCCUGUGAAUACUGGCUCCAUGAAGACUGCGGCAUCUGGUCCGCAGGCGUGUUCCUCGUGAAGGGCAAAGUCUACGGACUGGAGGAGGCUGUCAAGGUGGCACAGGAGACGAUGUGUUCAGCGUGCAGUGACCCAGGUGCUACACUGGGCUGCUUCUUCAAAGGCUGCCCCAACAAGUACCACUACAGGUGUGCUCUGGAGUCAGCAGAUUGUGUACUCAUUGAAGAAAAUUUUUCCAUGAAGUGUAAAAAGCACAAGAACAAGACAUUCAAAGCCCCUCCAGGGAACCGAUGGGAUGACAGGUGACAAAGUUAGCAGACACCUCAUGAGACAUGCAACAUCCUGCAGGGGCUCUCCUUCCCCUUCUGCUGGUAACCAUGGCAACUGCGGACCAGGGUUCUUCUGACUGACAGCUAGCACCCGUAAACCUUAACUUCACCUUCUGCUCUUCAACUGCACUGUUAACCCCUGACACUGGCUGGAGGCGCCCAUUCACAGAAACCUCCCCUCAGUCCAGGGUGACGGUCCCCAUCAGACCGGGGACACCUACAGAACGUAAUAUGAUGAUUUUUGUCUUUGGUGUUAGCACUCUGUAGUUAUUUAUAUGGACUUUUUUUUGUUUCAUGGAUUAAAUAUGAAUAACAAUCAAAGAUAUUUAAUUUUUUAAAGAUUUUCUAAGUAUUUGAUUAUAUUUGGUUUAUUUAUUCCUGGAGUUUUCUUAUUGGCUUCUUUAGCAGAGAGGUUUGAUUGUGUGUUUUUAAGUUAUCGGUGAAGCAGUUCAGUGUUGAAAUGUCAAGCCAAUCAAGGAGAGGCGGGUCGGUUCGGAUGUGUCACAAGGUACCGGAUUGGACAACACAACAGGGUUCUUUUUGUUAUCAGAAAAUCUUUAUUGAUCAAAAGGCAUUAGGUUUAAUUUCACAAAGAGCGGAGCAAAAGGCAAGGCUCAAACACACCCGAACAACACUUGCACUAAAUGUCGGGCCCAGUAGAUGUUAUCAAGAGGACUGAACCGUGUGUGUUUGAAUGUAUUCUCCCUGUGUGAGGGGUUUUUUGAGUGACACUGAACAUGUCUUCUGCUCCGGCUGCAGUAUUAACUUCCCGAGCUGAAUGCCUCCCUCCUUGUCAUAUCAUCCGCUCCGGGCUCACUCAUGCGGCUCUUUGAGGUUUACAGGUCAUCCAAACAUCAGGAUGAAACCUUAUGAUUUUAUUUGGCUUAAAGCACUUUGGCCUCCCACCUCGGGCUGGGAGAAUAUAAAUGUGCCUGCGUUGAGUUCGUCUGCACGGCCUUUAAAUCAGUUGCUAUCUUAAUUGAAUUUCAAUAAGAUUUGUUUCUGCUCUGUAAGAGGAUAAUACAUUAUAGCAGGCGUAGUUUUUUCCCCUAGAAGGAAAAGGGAUUCCUCUCAAUGCAAGCCAUCUGCUGUUUACUUGGAUUUCUCCUCGAGCUGCAAAAAAUGUCUUUCUGUUCAGUUUAAUUUUCUGGAUUUUCACAGUAUUCGCAUUGCUUUGAGUGCACCUCCAACAAAAGCCUCUUUGGAAUGAAAGAACCACUCGGCUUCGCCGUCUCACUUAAAGGCAUAGUUUGGAUUUUUUUGAAGCGGGGUUGUAUGAGGAACUUAUCCAUAGUCAGUGAGUUGCCUACAGAAGAUGGCCGUCCACACGGGUCUAGUUUGGUGAGUAGACAGGACCUCUAAAUUUAGAAUAUGUUCACCUUGCCAUCAGACAGCCCUGUUAAAGUUUAAAAAGGGAUCUUGUCUCUUGUCAAAACUACCAAACUCCAACGACAAAAAAAGUAAUUUUAUCUCUCAGAACACAAGAGUUGCUUGUCUACUACUGCCACGGUCAUCUGGUUUGUUUGUUAUUGAUUGAUUUGUUUUUUUUCAAGGUUUACUUCAAAAUUAAGUCAUACAAGUCAUACAAUACUGCAAAUGUAACAAUGCCCAGGAACUCAAAUUUUCUGCAAGGUAAAAUUACUGUUUUUGUAAAUCAUCAAACCAGUUUAGUUCCCUUCACUUAAACUGAAACAGGGUUGUCUGACGGCAAAGUAAAGCAGCUAAACUCAAACUAUAUAUAUUUUGAUUUUUUAAAUAAAGAUUGCUUUAGCUUUUCUGUUUCUGCCCCCAUCCACAGCAGUGCAAUAUUAAUAAUCUGUACUGGUCUUCCAGCCUGUUUCUCUAAGCUGGGUGUGUGCCGUCGGUCAUCUACUGAGGAUAAUAUUCUGACUGGAUAAAUACCUCAUAUUACCACACUUGAAAAAAAUCCAAACUCCCCCUUUAAGUUUAAGAAGAAUGUGUGUUUGCAUAUAAAAAUCUUUGGUUUACAUCAAUUUAAAUUUCAGUAGGAAUGGCCAUGCUCGUAUAAAGAUUCCUGAUCCUCUACUGCGAUUUAAUUUCUUGACUUGGGCCUAAAUGGUGAAUUUCCACCAGAACCUUUCUGAAAAAGCCUUAUCUGACAUACAAGAAGUAUAUACAGUUUUUUUUUUUUUCUAUUCUCGCUAGCUUGUGGUGCAAUGACAAAUCAGUGGAUGUACGUCACCUUUUUAUUUGGACAUCUUCAUGACUGAAGGCAGCUUGCAUGCACUUUUCUGCUGCAGACUUUGUUGUUCUUGAUACCAGGGGCCAAUUCCUACUGAACCCUUCGACCAUGCAGGUACACACUGAGUCUCUGGGACUUGUGUAACUGAGAUUAGUAUUAGUACUUGUUGAAUCCGUUGCUGAGGUCAGGGCUUGCCUGUUUGUUUUAGAGAAACGUUUCUAUGUGAUCAGUGCUGGUGUAACGUCUCUAUGUACUUCUGCAUAGCACCAUUAGGGACAGCGUUGUGCUGCCUGAGGCAAGUGUGUGUGGGCCGUGGCUCCAUGUUAACAGACGUCCACACAGAGGCAGCCGAAGGCUUCAUCUGCUUUGUGUCUCACCAGCAGUAGCAGGACACACACACACACACGCACACACACUCUCUCUCAGAUCUCCUUAUCCUGGAACACCACGUCUCCUUCAUUUGUGCCAUCCUUAUGUUGGUGUAUUUUAUAUUUUUGUUGCGGUAAAAUCUUCUGCAAUUGUUUUCAAUUACAUGCAGUUGUUUGCAUUGUACCAAAUACAGAUUUUGGAAUAUGUUUUAUUCUUACAAAAUGCUUGGAUUUCUAAAAAAAAUAUUUUGUCCGUGUGUUAAUCUCAGGGCUGAAUCUCAGAUAUUCUAAUGAUUUGAUGAAUUAUUUUAUGGGUUUUUUUCUUUUCUGUUUGUCUUUUGGUCUUGAUGUGUUAACCCCACAUUGACUGGAGCAAUGAUUCACGUAGCAGGAUGUGGUUAUUUCCUGGUACACACUACUCAUCACAUUCCAACGCCGCCUCCACGUGUCUGUCAGUGCUGUGGUGUUUUUAGGUUUAACAUGGGAUUAGGACUGCCAACUCAUGUCACUUUUUUCAUGGUUUUUAUUUUAUGGCAACUUUUUGUACUGUCUUGCUCGCUACCUGGAGCAUCAGAGGUCAUGUAAUUGUCAAAAAUAAAUAUUUUGUUCAAUGUUG